CCACAGAGCAGCCACAUCCCAGGAUCACCAUGAACCCUCUCAACCUGGACACGUACAGCCUGUCCCUCCUCGCGGCCAAGGAGGACAUCGUCAGCGGCAGGAGCUCCACCGACUGGGCCAUCUUUACUUAUGAGAAAAGCUGGAGCCUGAAGUUACAGGAUUCCGGAGCCGGAGGUCUGGAGGAAUUCAUUAAGAAGCUGAGCAGUGGAUCCGUCCUGUACGGUUUGUGUCGAGUGACCGACCCCAAUACCAAGACCCCCAGAACUGUCCUCAUUUACUGGGUUGGGGAACAUGUGGAUGAAUCACAGAGGGAGAUCAGCCGGAACCAUCUUCCUGCCGUGCAAAAAUUCUUCAAGGAGGCCAAUGCACUGGUCAGUGCCCAGCGGGUGGAGGAUCUGUCCUUGGAGGCCGUGGUGGAGGCAUUGACCAGAUCAGCACCGCCGGUCAGGACUUUCCACAGACCUCGGGUGUCUGGAUCCCACGAGGGGGUGGGUACAAAUUACCGCAAGACCAACCCGGCCGCCGAGAUGAGAUUCAGUAACAGGGAGUCCUUCUGGGAGAGAUCUGAGAGGGAGGAAGAGCGGCGGAAGGAGGAGGAGCGUCUCAGGAUUGUAGAGGAGCGGAUUGCGUUGGAGAAGGAGCGGAUCCAGAGAGAGAGAGCGGAGGAGGAGGAGCGAGAGCGCAGGAUCCGGGAAAAGGAGAGACUGGUGGAGGAGCAGAGGAAGGAGCAGGCACGGCUGGAGGCAGAGAAGAGCAGGAUGGAGAAGGCUCGAUGGGUCCAGCAGCAGAAAGAAUACGAGGAGGAGAUGAGAGGGAGGUUCAAACGCAGUCAGUCUAUCGAGAUGGCUGCGGAGGCAGCUCUGCUGGUGUCCCACAGGACCAUGCAUCCCCGGGAUUUCUUUCGGCAACAAGAACGAUCUGUUUCCUGCUCCUCUCCCCCGUCCACUCCGAAUUCCCCAUCCAGAUCUCCACAAGGUUUCUUUCCCAGACAGACUUUCCGGUACCAGCGCAGUCUGACGGAGUCCAUCCUGCCCCAGUCACCUCGAAGCCCUCCCUGCAGCCCCAGCACCCAGAACUGGAACCCCAUGAUGUCUCCUCCAGGGCCUCAGCCCUUAUCUCCUGCUUUCAUCUUCUCCAAGUCAGCUCUUCCAGCCACUUCCCCCAGGGCAGACUCCUUACCCUCUUUUAUACCACCUCCAAUUGCCCUCAAUCGAGCUGGGCCAUUCCAGAAUAAAACCAGCCCUCCCUCUCAUGUGCAGAAGGUGACCUCCCCCAAACUUUUACCCCAAGACUCCCCUGGAAGAGCUGAACCUGAUGCUGAGCAUCCACAAAGCCCACUGGAGGCCCAGCCCCCGCACAAUCGCUCUGGAGAUCUAAGCCAGCAAGCCGGGCCUUUACCCCCAAGUACAACACAAGCAUACACCACUGUGGAGAAAACCCUUAAAAGUGCCCCACUCACUGUGGAGACAACCCUUCAAACUACCCCACCUAGUACAGAUAUCAUCCCCCAAAUUGCCUCAUCCACUGUGCAGACCACCCCUCUAACUGCCACACCCACUUCAGAGAUAAUCCACCAGACUGCCCCAUCCUCUGUGGAGACAACCCUCCAAACUUCCUCGGCCAUGGAGGAGAUGCCCCUCCAAAUCACCCCACUGACUUCAGUAACCAUCCCCCAAACUGCCCCAUCUAUUGCAGAAAAUACUUUUCAAACUUCCCCAGCCAUAGUGGACCACACUGCCUCCUGCCCCAUCCUUCACAGCCAACUCCAUACCCAUUGCUGA
Molecule: messenger RNA, 1781 nt
Organism: Spea bombifrons (plains spadefoot toad)
Lineage: Eukaryota; Metazoa; Chordata; Amphibia; Anura; Pelobatidae
Product: drebrin-like protein A
Exons: 12
Coding region: 30-1781 (583 amino acids)
Biological process (GO): neuron projection morphogenesis; positive regulation of axon extension; positive regulation of dendritic spine morphogenesis
Cellular component (GO): cortical actin cytoskeleton; postsynaptic density; lamellipodium
Molecular function (GO): actin filament binding
Source: RefSeq, a predicted model, not a curated record